Pseudoliparis swirei is the source of this 9185-nucleotide messenger RNA. It is a transcript of the gene mgaa, whose product is annotated as MAX dimerization protein MGA a. Bases 198 to 8882 code for a protein of 2894 amino acids. The record is from RefSeq and is a predicted model, not a curated record. The transcript is spliced from 26 exons. Gene Ontology annotation, cellular component: nucleus. Gene Ontology annotation, biological process: positive regulation of DNA-templated transcription; regulation of transcription by RNA polymerase II; cell fate specification. Gene Ontology annotation, molecular function: RNA polymerase II cis-regulatory region sequence-specific DNA binding; protein dimerization activity; DNA-binding transcription factor activity, RNA polymerase II-specific. Lineage: Eukaryota; Metazoa; Chordata; Actinopteri; Perciformes; Liparidae.
ACCUGCAGGUUUACUGUUGCAUUGGGCGGCCAUUACUGGGCUCAACAUCAGGCCUGCUGGUCUCUACUGGACCUCUUUGGACCUGAAGCAUCCAGAGAUUUAACAUUCAGGAUGAAACUGAAAUGGAUGUGUUGAACCGUCCUACCGACGUUUAAAAGAAGUGGUACCCUCCUGCUCUAUAUGUGUGGAGCCUGUUUAUGGCUUCUAAGAAGAAGCAGAAAGGAAUGGUGUUCCAUCAGGACGGGGCCACCGGCCCUGCAGUCGCACCUGCUGCCGAUCAUCCAGCUGAAAGCUUCGCUGUUCCCAAACCAGGGAAUGCAAGCGAAGGUGGGAUGGAAGAAUACACCAGUCUAACCAAAGAAGAGGCCGAUAUGAUGGGUAAACCCAACAGGUACCCAUCAAAAGAACCCAUCAUGACUUCUGAUGGACUUCCUACUCGGAAACAUGCUGCCGGUUCAAACCCUCAGUCGGACAACUUGUCACCUGACAGCACCUGCAAAGGCAUCAAAGUGACGCUGGACAACAACAGCAUGUGGAACGAGUUUUUUAGAUGCAAAACAGAGAUGAUUGUGACGAAACAGGGAAGCAGGAUGUUCCCCUACUGUCGUUUUCGCAUCUCCGGCUUGCAGCCGUCCAGGAAGUACUUUUUGUUCAUGGACAUUCAGCCGUUGGACAACAGUCGGCACAAGUGGACCGGCAAGAGCUGGCAGGUUGCUGGAAAGGCAGAGUGUCACGUAAAGAGUCAACCCUUCACUCAUCCAGAGUCGCCAUCAACUGGUCAACACUGGAUGCAGAAUCCAGUGUCCUUUUACAAACUGAAGCUCACGAACAGCAUCUCGGAUCAAGACGGGAACGCCGUCCUGCAUCCCAUGCACCGCUACUUGCCGCGACUGCACGUGGUCCAAACUGACAAAGCUGCUAAAGACAUAAAUCUGAACCAUCCCAGUGUUGUCACGUUCACUUUCCACCAGACGGAGUUCAUAGCAGUCACUGCUUACUUGAAUUCCCGGUUCUCUCAGCUCAAAGUCGACUGCAACCCGUUUGCUAAAGGGUUGAAGGAGGAGGGCUCUGCUUCCUGUGGCCUAAAGCUCAAAUUGAUUUAUGGCAAAGACGGAGGCACAAUGGCCAACGAGCAACAUCCGGUGAAGAAGAGCUUGAAGUCUUUGCUCGCAAACCAUAAACCUAGAAGCUCCAAAGCUGUGGACACAAAGCCUUCGGGGUCAGGUGACCUGCAGAAGUACUCCGCUCUGAACAAAGACCAAUCCACUGCCAAGUUCUCUGGGGAAAGUUUGUGUAAUUCACGUCCAGCUCAGAAGCUAUUCUCUGAACUCAUUCGGGAGGCUCACGUCUCACUGCAUCGAUGCAACCUGGACAAGCUGGGAAUCGAUAAAGGACCUGAGCAAAGCAACCUAAAAAGCACCGCUUUGAAAAGUAACGAACAAGAUGAUCCCAGAAGGAAACAAAAAAUAGAGGAAACUGUUCCAAAGAGCAAAGUCAGGGACAAUAAGGACUCUUUGAAUUUAUUAAACUCCAAAGACAAUGUCAGGACGGAUUGUUCUCAAAUCAGUGAUGAUGUAGCUGCUCCUGCAGGGUCCCAGUUCUCAUCUAUGGACUCAGACAACCAACAUAAGCCUCAAGCUCCAUCAGAGGUGAAGGCGAAGCAGCAGAAACGGCCUCUGCCUCUGCCGGCCCUCGCUCUGUUUCUGAAGCAGCAUUCAUCAAAAUCUAUAAUGGCCAAGAAGAAACUGGACUCUCCUUUGCCGGCACUCCCAUCUGAGUGUCUGUCUGAUUCACAGAGUCCUCCUGCCGCUCCUGAAUGUCGACCUUCUGAUCGCGGCAACAAAGCAACUCAUCCCCCGAAGGACCUCGAAGGUGAUAUCACAAAGUCCCAAACCCUGGCCUCUGGACCAACUGGGGCACCACUUCAUCCAGAUGAAGUAGUUUUGAAUGUAACAGGACCAGCAGCUGAAACUGCCCGUAAGACUUCCAGUCCAGAUGCUGUCUCCACUACAGACCCAGAAGGACUAGGACUGGAUCAUUUCUUGACUUGUGAUUCAGUUGCUGAGAGCAUAAGCCCAGAGCUGGCGGUACCAGAUGGUACGACAGUGUUACCCCACUCGGAUCAGUCGUUGUGUAUCCUUGGCACCUCUUUAUCCAACGGUCCCUCGUCUCUAGCCGUGUCUCCCAUUUCAUUGUCACCAUUCAACACAGUGUUACCUGCUCCAAACUACACACUACCUUCAGACUCACCGAGGUCUGACUCUCUGCUCCUGGACCCUGAGUGUUCCUCGUUUGGCUUUGAGCCUUUGUCUCCUGCCAGCUCUCCUGAGCCGUUAACUUACCUUCCUUUGUCGUUCGCUCUAGAGCUCGACACCACUCCAUCUGAAUCAACUCCACACGCAGUAUCUCCUGAAGAGUUGCAGCCCAGUGAAGAUUUGUCUGUGUUCAAAUGGCACACAGUGUUACCUCCACCCGAGCCGUACGUAGACCCUUCAUUCACAACAUUUCAGCCCGUACCACAGAAUCUUCCUUUAGAUUCUGUGACGUCCCCUCUGCUGCCUCUCCAGGCUCUAUCUCCCUCUGAACCACAGACUCUUGACCCCUCCACACCACCCCCUGAUCCGGUUCCAUCAUUUCAAGACAAUGAACCACCGCUGCUGCCCUUCCCUGCUGAACUGUCCCCCCUCGCGCUCCAGAUGGCGCUGUCUCCGACCUUUUCUUCAUUGGACGGAGACGGAUUGUCCCCCACACCUUCAAUUGCCGACCUCGUGCACUUUUUCUCCACCAAUGAUGAUCUUGGGAUGGGGGUGGAGUUUUCAAACACAGAUGUGGUGGCUGUUCCCUGUCCACCUGUUCCAAGUACAGUAGAAGCCGAUGCACAGGAGCCUUCACAGCAGGGGGCACUAAUCGCAGCCAACAAACCUUGCAGGUACAAGAAGUCCCGGCGGCGAAAGCUUGCCGAUCAGGAGGAAAAGAAGAUGGCUGCCUCCACCUACACAACAAUGCAGCCCAACCUGGAGGAAGUGGAGGAGCAGUUAUUUAUCUCAUUCACAUCAAAGGAGGCCCUCAGACUUCACAUGGUGGACUUCUGUGAUGGACCGGCCUCACAGCCUCAGCCGACACCUGAAGGUCACCUGCAGCAGACACCUGACAACGAGACGGCAGAGGAGAAGCCGAUCGCUGCCUGUGAGAAGGUUUUUCUGAGAGACUUGAAGCAGAUGAGACACGGACAGGUGAUCCACCCGGUGCUGCAGGAAGUUGGUCUGAAGAUGAACCUUCUGGAUCCGACUCUGGCCAUAGACCUGCAGUACCUGGGAGUCCGCCUGCCCAUCCCUCGUCCUGGAGUUCCUCUGGAGCCGCUGCCACCGGAGGUGCCUCCCACUCAAGGUGCUUCUGCAGCGUUUGUGUCCAGAACAGGGAAAACCACAGAUGUGACUCAGAUCAAAGGAUGGAGAGAGAAAUUCUCUCCAUCGGAGGCUGCUGCGUCCACGCCGACACCAGCCAACCCUGAAGCCGGUCCCAGUUCCGAUCCGCCAAAGAAGAACCUGUCUGCGUUCUGCAGCGACAUGCUGGACGAGUAUCUGGAGAACGAAGGGAAGCUGAUCGACCAGCGAGCCUCCAGUUUCACACAGCCACUUGUGGUGCCGGUGGUCUACGAGCUACCCACCAAGAGCACCAGCUACGUCCGUACCCUGGACAGAGUCCUGAAGAAGCAGCCUGCCAGCUCGCCCACCUCAGACCUCAUCUCUGGAUUUAUCCCCCCCUCCAAGAGACCCAAACUCGCCCUUGGAGAGAACAAAACAUUCAGGAGGCAGAGGGGUUUGAAACUCAUUAAACCCAGAGCAGGACCAUCUCCAGCAUCUGCACUCAGUCCAAUCCUUACACCACCUUCAGUCCAGAACCCGGAGAACACAUCUGGCGUCACUGAGCCUCAUAAAUCAAAGAAACACCAGCUGAAAGACCAAUUGGACCCCACAGAACCACUAACUCCAUCUACUCCACACAAGAAGAGGAGGAAGCUCAAACCCAAGACCUCGUCUCAGACCCUCAGCCCCGUCAAGCCCCCGCCCCCCCCGUCCGAUGUCUCGCAGGACAUUGCUCCGCUAGAGUCUGACUCUGAGCUGGAGAUGAUCCGUCAGAGCAAGAAGGACAGGGGACCCAUGAUCACCCGAUCUCUGCUGAGACAGAAGGACCUGGAGGACGGGGUGUUGUGGGAGGGUCUACCCCGGACCAGCAUCACGGAGGAGAGGGCCACCAUUGCUCUGACGUCACUCUUCACACUGAAGGGCUUCGUCAGAGAGAACCCCACCGCCCCCAUCCAGCUGGUCCAGAGGGAGCCCCCCCCCUGCCUGAAUGACUUCUGCAGACUGGGCUGCGUCUGCUCCAGCCUGUCCCACUGCUCCAGGAUCAGCCACUGCGGCCGGUCGGCCUGCAUGUUCGGCUGCAGCUGCCUGAAACAGAAGGUGGUCCUCCUCAAGAACCUGGACGGCUCCGACUCCAGCCCCUCCCAGCAUGGACGCACCAAGAAGGGGAGGAGGAGGAGGAGGAGGAGGAUGAAGAUGGCCUACGUCCUGAAGGAGGCGGACAGCGUUUCCCAGCCUGCCGAGCGGGUCCGGACUCUGUGGAAGAGGGGCGCUGAAGACUCAGACCCAGAGCUGGUCCUGGUACCUGAACCUGCAGCCCUGUCCACCCCCUCUACGAGACGAGAGGAUGACAGCAGCUGUGCCAGAGUCCGACUUUAUGUCGGGAAGAAGAAGAAGAGGAGGAGGACGAGGAAGGAUCAGCCGAAGAGUUGUGAACAUCCAGCGGAGACAUCCAAUGAGCUGAAGCCUUCGAGGCAGAAGCUCACAAAGACCAAACCCUGCAGUCCUCCAGCAGCAGGUGAUCCGGUUCAGCCCGCCCCCCCCGACGGGCCGCCGAAGCCGAAGCCGUCGAAGCGCCUGACCAUCAUGGCCGAGUGCAAGUGGGUGAACGAUGGAGACCGGAACCUAGUCCUGAAGAAGCUGUGCGAGGCCAUGGCCCAGAACCGGCUGGACAAACCCUUCUGGAUCAAAGGCUAUCUGGUCAGUCCCGUCAGCCAGACCUUGGAGGAGGGAGCCACCGAGCACUGCAUCCACUACAAGAUGCACAUCUCCAGACCCAGACUGGAGCGGGAGAAACCAGAGAAACCAGAGAGACCACUGAGACCACUGAGACCACUGAGACCAAAGAAACCAGAGAAACCAGUGAGACCAGAGAAACCAGAGAAACCAGAGAGACGUCAAAGACUCAGGAGACGGAGGGAACAGGAACCCCUGAAACAGGUGGUCGUGGAGGAGGAGCCUCCUGAAGAGUGGCAGCGGGAGGUGGAGGAGGAGGAGCCGGCGCCUCCUGAGGAUUGGCAGCGAGAGGUGGAGGAAGGUGACAUCGAGGAGGAGGUAGAGGAGGAGAUAAAGGUAGUAUCAAAGAGGAAGAUGAUGGUCAGCAUGGCGCUGCCCUUCCUGACGGGAGUCUCUCCAGCUGGUUUCCUCUCAGCCAAUAGGAAGCAGCCGGGAGGACCAGACCACCUGGUCCAGGUCAACGGGAAGCUCUACCCUCUGGCUAAGAUCCAGCUGGGGAAGAUGGGGGCGCUCCAUCCAGCCAAUCGGUUGGCAGCGUACCUGACGGGCCGGGUGGGCACCAGGAAGCCCCCCGGCUCCUCUAGUCCAGGACCCACCGCCCCCCCACCCAGACCUCAGCCGUCAGUCACAAUGCCCCCCCACCCCACAGCAGUGAAGGUCGACCAAUCGGCUACCUCCUCUCAGUGGUCACCUGAGGGGGCGGGGACCCAGACGGUCACCAUUCGGGUGUUUCCAGGUCUGAAGGGAGGUGGCAGUCAGGUCAGAGUGGUACCUGCAGCUUCUGCUAGCUCUGCCCCCAUUUCAGACUCUCAGGUGAGCAGCUCUGCGGCCUCACCUGUAAAACCAGCUCCUAAAGGCUCCCCGGCUCCUCCCAGGAACCUCCCUCCCCCCUCCUCCAUCAGUCAGAGGAUGGUCCUGCAGCCGGUCCAGUCGAAGUCCGGCGUCCAGUGCUAUCGCAGACCAGAUGGCAAACUGGUCCAACUGGUCCCCAUCAGCCAGCUGAGAACAGCCAACCAGAACCAAUCUGUCCAGAGAGUCCUCUCUGCUGCAUCCCUUCAGACUCCACCAACCACAGUGACCUCCUCCUCCCCGCUCCGCCUGGGCUCCGGGGCUCAGACCGGGUCCUGCAGGAUCUCCUCCAGCAGGACUCCGGUCAUCGUGUCGAGUCCCAACGCUCUCUCUACCCUCCUCCAGCCUCACCCCCCCGCCGCUCCAUCCACAGGCGAGGGGGCUGAGCUCGGGAUCAAAGCGGGUCCUGGUGGGGUGCUAGUCCAGACCCCCGCAGGGGACGGACCCCCACCGGAGCCGGCCAGCAACCUGCUGGACCUGGACAUAAUCUGUGUGGACGACGAGGCGGAGUGGGGGGGCGGGGCCAAUCAGACGAUGGAGGGGGAGGAUUCAAAGAGCGCGAGCAGCGACACGGACACGUCGACGGGGACGAGCAGCGACACGGACAAGUUGACGGGGACGAGCAGCGACACGGACAACUCGUCAGACUUUGGAGACGAGCUGGAGAACGGAGAAGACACCAAAGAGAUGGUCGACAAGCACCGUCACAUCCACAACGCUCUGGAGAAGCAGCGGCGUGUGAAGUUGCUCCAGCUGUUCAACGGUCUGAGGAGAGAAGUCGGUCUGAGGGAGGGGACGACCUCCAAGAUCUUCACGCUGAAUAAGGCGGUGCAGGUGAUCCAGAACCUGAGGACGACCCACUCCCAUCUGAAGAAGAAGAAGAGGAGGCUGACGAAGAGGAGGGACGCGUUCCUCACUUUCAUUGCUCCACCGUCGGAGGCAGCGGGGACGGGAUGCAGAGACUCAGACCUGAUGGAGGAUCUGUUGGACCAGAUGGAGGACUCGCCUGACGAGGAGGGACUCGUUACCACGGCAGAGGAACCGGAGAAGAAACUGGUGGAGGAACCGGUGAGGGAACUGGUGAGGGAACCGGUGGAGGAACUAGUGGAGGAACUAGUGGAGAGGAUGGACCAGCCGGCGAGGAUUCCCAGAGACCUGGACUCUGCGGGGUGUCUGAGUGAGGAGGCUCUGGGCCGAGCCUUCAGAGCGCUGCGUUCAGUCAUCAACGUCAAACACUCCUCAAAGAGAGUCCUGCUGGACCAGGCCCAUCAGGAGAUCCAGAAGCUUCAGAAUAAGUCAACAACCCUGAAGAGUCUGAAGAUCUGUCUGAAGCAGCAGAGAGACGUCUUCAUCAGAAACCUCUCCAUCCAAUCAGGUACGAGUCAGCAGAGAAUCCUCACUGAGCUGCAGCACCAGUCUGCCACACAGAAGGAAAGACACGAAACAGCCAAUCAGCUGCAAACAGCAGGGGGCGGGGCCUCAGAUCCUCCAGCAGGGGGCUCAACUGAAGACAUCAUCAUGGCUCCUCCCAUCGCUCUACGUGUUCUGCCGCCUCAGAACGUCCUGCAAGUGUCCGUCCAGGCUCCUCCUCCUGCAUCCCACAAUGCAUCAGUGGCGAGGGACAGGCCCAGGACGAUACCCAACAUCCUGUCCCGCAGUAGGACUCCGUCGUCGUCCUUUAAGAAUCUGGGGGCUGCCGAGGUCCUAUCGUUGGUGCUUGCUGCGUUGCCGAGGAAACCAGUCCUGACCGUGAGCCCGGUGCCUCCAGCAGGCAUCACCACAGUCACUCUCAACCUGCCUAGUCUGACCCACCAGCAGAUCCACCUCACCUCACUGCCCCGCCCCACUAUCACAGCUGGAAACUUCAACAACCUGCUGCAGCUCGUUCAACCAUUAAGUACACAACAAACCCAACCACAACAACUACUACAACCACAACAACUACUACAACAACAAAUACUACAACCACAACCACUAUUACAACAAAUACUACAACCACAACAACAAAUACUACAACACAUACAACAAACACAACCAGAACAACAACAAAUACUACAACAAAUGCAACAACAAAUACUACAACAACCACAACAACAAAUGCUACAACAACAUCAAAAACAACAACACAUAUUGCAACAAAUACUACAACAACGACAACAACAACAACAAAUACUACAACCACAUCAACAAAUACUACAACCACAUCAACAACAAAUACUACAACAGACACAACAACAACAAAUACAACAACAGAUGAUACAACAUAUACAACAACAAAUACUACAACAACCUCAACAACUAAUACAACAACAACAAAUACUACAACCACAACAUAUACAACAAAUACAACAACAACAAAUACUACAAUCACAACAACAGAUACAACGACCACAACAACCAGCACCACCAGCUCUUCUCCAGCAGCAGCAGCAGCAGCUUCCAACUCGGCCGUCCCUCCUGAUCUCUGCUGAUUCAGACCAGGUCAGAGACCAGGACCAGGUCAGAGACCUGGACCCGCCUGGCGGUGGGGCCGCGGUGCCAGUAGAGGGGCCUCUCGACGAGAGUCUGACCUCCAUCCUCAACGAGAUCGUGUUCCUCAACCAGCAGACCGUCACCUCGCCGGAGAACCCUGAGGAUGCGCUAGUGGGCGGAGCCACGGAGCAGGAACACGCCCACAAACCUUGGCUCUUGGAACUGGACUCGGACUCUGACGACCUAACAGACUCAACACUGUCGCAGCUCAUUGGGAACACUCAUGUCUUAGCUCCGCCCCCUCUGCUUCAGAUGAAGGUGGGCGGAGUCAAAGCGGCAGACCCCCCCAGCAGCGACGUAGCAGCAGGAGGGGAAGAGGGGGGCCGGAGACGGGGGGGCGUGGCCUGGAGGCCCAUGCCGAGGCUAGUUCCCCUGGGGCUGAGAGGAAACCCCCCCAGCUGACCUCACUGAUGAUGUCAUCGAUCAGACCUUGUGUGUGAUUGGCUGUUUGAGUUAGUCUGUUCUUCUGGUGAAACAGGAAAACUCCCGAGGUGUGUUUGUGUGUGUGUGGAUCACUGAAGACAAGAAAGAGAAACAUUUUAUAUCAAAGUCGUACUACAGGGACUCGUCUAGACCUGCUGGAGGUCAGGACCAUGACCCACUGUGUGACAUGAAGCUGCUCUUCUUUACUUUGUUUAGUUUUUGUACAUUGAAGAACUUUGUAAAUACAUGACAUCACCUUAUCAAUAAAGAUUAAAGACUGAA